CUCCGUCUCCGUCUCCGUCGCAUGCAAGAGUCGGCGACUACUGCCGCCGCCGCCGCAUUGCGGUACUGCGACGGGGCGCUCCACCGCGAGCUCUGCGUGGCCGCGGUGGCCGCCGUCCCCGACGCCGGCAACAAGACGCUGCCGGAGGUCAUCUCCGCCGUGCUCGGCCGCGCCGCCGCCGCCGUGCGCGCCGCAGCCGCCAACUGCUCCGCCUACCUCCGCUCCGACGCCCGCCGCGGCGGCGGCGGCCUCCUCCUCUCCGGCGCGCUCACCAACCAGUACACCUGCCUCGACGGCUUCGCCUACGGCGGCGGCGACUCGGGAGUGAGGGUGCGGCCGUAUAUACAGGGGAGACUCUAUCACGUGGCCCACCUUCUGAGCAAUUCCCUCGCCAUGGUCACGAAGCUCCCCCGGCGGCGGCAGCGCCGCCACCGGAGGCCGGCGAGGGAGGCGUUCGAGGGCUACGGAACCUUUUCUGGUAAAUUUCCCAAAUGGGUAUCGGCCGGCGAUCGGAGGUGGCUACAGACGGCGUUGGCACCGGCACCGGCACCGGCGGCGACGCCGGCACCGGCGCCGGGGGCGAACUCGACAAUGCAGGCUGACUUGGUGGUAGCGAAGGACGGGAGCGGGAACUUCACGACGGUGGGGGACGCGGUGGCGGCGGCACCAAACAACAGCGCCGCGCGGUUCGUGAUCUACAUAAAGGCCGGCGGGUACUUCGAGAACGUCGAGGUCGGGAAGAGCAAGACCAACAUCAUGUUCGUCGGCGACGGCAUCGGCAAGACGGUCAUCAAGGCCGGCCGGAACGUCGUCGACGGCUCGACCACUUUCCGGUCAGCCACCGUCGCUGUUGUCGGUAACGGUUUCAUAGCCCGGGACUUGACGAUCGAGAACUCAGCCGGCCCAAGCAAGCACCAAGCGGUAGCCCUGAGGACCGGAGCGGACCUCUCGGUCUUCUACCGGUGCAGUUUCGUGGGCUACCAGGACACUCUCUAUGUCCACUCCCUCCGCCAGUUCUACCGCGAAUGCGACAUCUACGGGACGGUGGAUUUCAUAUUCGGGGACGGGGCGGUCGUGCUCCAGAGCUGCAACUUGUACGCCCGAAAGCCCGACCCGAACCAGAACAACGUGUUCACAGCCCAAGGGAGAGAGGACCCGAAUCAGAACACCGGGAUUUCGAUCCACAAAUGUAAAGUUGCCGCAGCCGCCGAUCUCAUCCCGGUGCAGUCGAAUUUCUCAACCUACCUCGGUAGGCCGUGGAAGCAGUAUUCGAGGACGGUGUACAUGCAGUCGUUCCUCGAUAGCUUGAUUGAUCCAGCCGGUUGGUUGCCGUGGAACGGUACGUUCGCGUUGGAUACGCUAUACUACGGCGAGUACAUGAACAGAGGGCCGGGUUCGAACACGACGGGGCGGGUGCAGUGGCCCGGGCACCGUGUCAUCAAUAGCUCCGACGAGGCAACCAACUUCACGGUGGCAUCGUUCAUUCAGGGUGAUCAGUGGUUGGGAUCGGUUUCGAUCCCUUUUAUCUUAGGUUUGAAUUAGUAGGGAAUCAAUACAGUUUCCAAUUUCUUUUGAUCUUUGGAAUAAAGAGUGUUAGAUCAAAGGCGAAAAUUGAUGUAAUGGAAAGCCACAUGAAUUGAGGAAUCAAUAAUUGCUCGAUCAAUUAAGAUUGACAUAGGAUACAAAUCCUCGUCCUACAA
Messenger RNA from Ananas comosus (pineapple), 1700 nucleotides. Its product is annotated as pectinesterase-like. The record is from RefSeq and is a predicted model, not a curated record. Lineage: Eukaryota; Viridiplantae; Streptophyta; Magnoliopsida; Poales; Bromeliaceae. Gene Ontology annotation, molecular function: pectinesterase activity; pectinesterase inhibitor activity. Gene Ontology annotation, biological process: cell wall modification. The transcript is spliced from 3 exons. Bases 22 to 1542 code for a protein of 506 amino acids.